AUGAUGCUCAGAUUGGGCGUGCUGGCGCUUUUGGCCGUUUUUGUUUUUGGGGAAGAGUCGAUCGAGAAGCGAGACUAUGCACCAGCUCUCGAAGCUGAGGAGGCAUUGGGAAAUAUGAGAGCACUGUUCAAUGUGGGCAAAAGGCAAUUGAGUUUGGCCGAUGACACCGAUGCGCAAUGGCAGAUGUACAAGCAGUUGUACAGCGCUGGAAAGAGAAAGCGUUCAUCGCUCGCACCAUCACAACAAUUUUCGAACUAUGCUCGUUUGUUGGAUGCUGGAAAGAAGCGAUCACUCUUCGCGCCAUCACAAGAACUUGGGAUGUACUCCCACCUGAUGGAGGCGGGAAGAAACGCUCUUCACCAUUCGCUCCAUCACAAGAUCUUGGAAUCUAUUCCCGACUUUAUGAGGCCGGCAAAAAACGCAGCUAUU
Messenger RNA from Mesorhabditis belari, 429 nucleotides. Lineage: Eukaryota; Metazoa; Nematoda; Chromadorea; Rhabditida; Rhabditidae. The record is from the annotation of a GenBank genome assembly.